This is a messenger RNA of Colletotrichum spaethianum, 1548 nucleotides long. Its product is annotated as baeyer-Villiger monooxygenase. The transcript has 4 exons. NCBI's taxonomy places the organism in Eukaryota, Fungi, Ascomycota, Sordariomycetes, Glomerellales, Glomerellaceae. The coding region runs from base 1 to 1548 and encodes 515 amino acids. The record is from RefSeq and is a predicted model, not a curated record. Gene Ontology annotation, molecular function: NADP binding; N,N-dimethylaniline monooxygenase activity; flavin adenine dinucleotide binding.
AUGCCGUCCGAAUCUCGCAUCGAGAAUCCCUUCUUCCACCCCUUCCUCUUCAUCUUCCAGAUCUGGCAAUGGUUCGCUGAUAAGAUCUUUUCGCCCACGCCUCCGGAGCCGAGCACUCGCUUGAGCCGACCCAAAAUCGCCGUCAUCGGCGCUGGUAUCACUGGUGUUACUUCUGCUGCCCACUGCAUCGGUCAUGGCUUCGACGUCGUCAUCUUCGAGGCCGGCAGCCGCGAGAACCUGGGCGGCAUCUGGAGCAAAGUCAACAACUCGUCAAGUCUGCAAAUCCAUUCAAUGAUGUUCCGAUUCCAUCCCUCAGUCAAGUGGGAGCGCGGAUACCCGGACAGACAACAGAUUCUUAGCCAAGUGAAGCAGCUGUGGCACAAGUACGGCUUGGAAACCCGGACCAAGUUCAACACCCCGGUCGAAAAGGUCUACCAGGAUGAAAAGGGCAGAUGGGUCAUCAACAACACCGCCAAUGGUCACUUUGAAGGUAUCAUCGCCGCUGUUGGGACCUGCGGUGAACCCAAGAUGCCCCAACUCCCGGGUAUCGAGAACUUCAAGGGCCAUGUGUACCACUCCAGCCAGCUUACCGGAAAGAACGCCAAAGGCAAGAAGAUGGUCGUCAUCGGCGGCGGCGCCAGUGCGGUCGAGGCCUUGGAGUUCGCCGUGGAUGAGGAGGCCGAGAAGACGUACAUCCUAUCUCGCAGCGACAAGUGGAUCAUUCCCCGCAACCCGAUCGUGAACAUGCUCCUCGCCAUGAACAUUCUGGGCCAGGAAACCCGCCUUUCGUGGAUUCCCGAGACUCUGCUGCGAAAGCUCUUCUACCGAGAUCUGCAGGAGAUUGCGCCCCAUAACAAGGGCAUCUAUAUGGACACUCCGAUGGUCAACAGCCAAGUCAUGGACACUAUUCGAUCUGGUCAUGCCGAGUGGAUUCGCUGCGACAUUGAAGGCUUCACUGCAGAGGGUGUCAUUGUCAACAGACGCGCUCAAGGUGUUCCCAAGGGUGGCCCCGGCAGAAGACAGGUCGUCCCUGCAGAUAUCGUCGUCAUGGCCACUGGCUACAAGCGCCCCUCGCUGGACUUCCUUCCUGACGACUGCUUCGACGAGCCGUAUGCGCCCCCCAACUGGUACAUCCAGACUUUCCCACCGACCCAUCCCUCCAUCUCCGCUAUCAACUGCACGUACGUUGCUGCCAUCGGCACCGUCGGUAACUGGCAUAUCGGUAUCUACACCAGGAUUCUCCUCAUGUUCCUCAUUGAUCCGAUGACAAGACCGCACCCGUUCUGGAUGAAGGCCUGGAUUGAGAUGACCAAGCUCCUCAAGUCCGCCUCUCCUACCGGUGCCUUUGACUUCUUCACUUACCUCGAGCUUCUCUGGUGGUUCGCCUUCAGCGUCACCUUCAACCCGUUCCGAUGGAAGUGGGCCUUCUUUGUCUUCUUCGGCCUCGGCUUCAUGCUGCCCAAGCGAGUCGUCGAGGUCGAGAGCCGUAUCCGCAACGGAAUGGGCUUCCAGGACGAGGUCGGCCGCGAUGUGGGACACAGUAUUUGA